Messenger RNA from Owenia fusiformis, 3953 nucleotides. The record is from the annotation of a GenBank genome assembly. Lineage: Eukaryota; Metazoa; Annelida; Polychaeta; Sabellida; Oweniidae.
UUUCCAAUCAAGCAUAUCAUAUUAUAAUUUAUUAUAAGAUACAAGUAGUAAGAGUAGUAUUGCUUUCUAGGUUAGUGUUAUUAUAUAAGUGGUUGCGCUUCUUUUAAGGAUUAUACUGUUACGUAUUAGUAAAACUAAGAUGGCCAAUGAAAUGUUUAAUAGAAUAAAUUUUGUGUACAUUUUAUUAGGAUUUAUCUUAUCAUCGUUCCUUUGGAUUUUAUGGGCUCCAAUAAAUAGGAAUCACAACUUCUACUCACCAACACAGGCUAAUGAUAAAGAGAAAUUAAGAAUAAUGGACAUUGGGGAUUCAAGGAAAGAAAAAGGUAUAGAAAAUAAUGAUUUGUCAUUGCAAAAUAAAGAUGGAUACAUUCAUCAAGGAAAAACCAAAGGCAAACUGAUGGAGAAAAAUAAUCUUACUAUAGGCAAUAAAAACAGUGAAGAGGUUGAUACAUAUCUUAACAAUAUGAGUGGUGCAAAGAAUGAACAGAAAAACAAAACAUCACUACAUAAUGCCAUACUUAUGUACAUAGAUCGUGGAGAUCACCAUGUUAUACAAUUCACAUUAUUUCUAUAUGCGUCUUGGAAAUAUGUCAUGAGUCAUAAGUCUCUCAAAGGUAACGUUACCAUUGACAAUGCUGCAUCUCUGCCAGAUAUUAUUUUUGAUUUGAUUGUGUAUUGUCACCCAGAAACCUGCAAACUUCUCCCUCUGGAUUGCAUCCCUCUAGGGAAGGACACCAUUUUGGAGGCUGUUCCAAGAUGCUGGUACACCCCUUCUAAAAGUCUACAAAGUCAACCAGGAUAUCCUUCUGAUUAUGGCUAUCUUAAUACAUUUAGCUUUCUACUUGAUGAUAAUUUUAGUCAGAUUGCUAACAGAUAUGACAGGAUUUUGAGGACUGACACUGAUGUGUUUAUAUCCCCUGCGAUAUUAGGUUGGCUUGGUAAAUACCCCUUGAUCACUGGACAGGGUGGUUAUGGAGUACCAUUUAGUAUAAUUAGGUUAAGAAAAAUUGCAGCCAAACUUGGUUUACAUCAUCAGCAUAUAUCUGAUAUUGGAAGCACAUGGUACGCAGAGCCCGGAAUAUUCCAGAAAGUUGCCAUUCUUGCGUUGAACCUUUCCGUCCAUUUUUACAACCAUGAAUUCAACAAAUCCCUACCAGGCCUUGAAGGUAUAUUUGAUACAGGUGAUGAUGGAGUAUGGCCCAACUGGUGGCGUCAGGUCUCAACUAUGUAUGGCAGUGAGCUUGCCAUCAAUCAUCUCAUCGCUAAUUUAACAGAAGACCAUAAAGCUGCUGGAUAUAUGGACAUGGCAAGUACAGAUGGUGUAACCUCCGUAAUGGGCGCUCCACAUAUACACUGUUGGCAUAGUGACAUAGAAUUCAACAAAUUUGCAUUCACUGACAAAAUUUUACAAUUUAUUAAAACCGACGUAAGACAACUAUGGAUUCUUAAUGAUACAAAGUUAUAUCGAGAUGACAUGGAUGUAUCUGGGAUGAGCAUAAGGCAAUAUGUAACUUAUAUUGCAUGGAAUGGAGUGCUUAAAUAUCUGCCACAAAUUGUUGGACCAAUGGCGCAAGCUAAUAUCAUAGUGCAGUAAUCUCCCAUACACAGCCAACAUAACUUGAUACAAUAUUUAUUUACUUCUUAUUGACGUAUGUGGAUUGAACGUUUAAAUAGUUAUUUAUAUUUUGAGUUUCAUAUGUUAUUUGUUUAUCUUUUUGUUUGUUUGUUUGUUUGUUUAGGAAUUGAUGGGCUGAUCGGUGUUCCACAAAUCAACAUAAUCCAAUGUGCAAUAUUGUUCACUCUGUAACUGAUGCUUUAUUCAUUGGCAUAUUGCUCUGUUCCAAUGUCACAAUACAAUAGAUAUAAAUUACUUAGAAAUAUCACCUGUUUAAUUAAUGCAUAGAAAUCGCCUUUUCAUCCACAGCUAUUCUGAAUUCAAUAAAAUUGUAAUUAAUUUGUUUUUUCUGAUUCUGUUAUUUUGAGCAUAAACUUUUCCAUAAUUGUCAUAAAGACUGGAGAGGUUUGAAAACAUCUUAGAAGUGUUCUUACAAACAUUCUAAUGGAUUUCAAGUGUACAUUAUUUUAAAUACUGAAUUAUGAGGAUUUUAUGUUCAUUUUUAAUUUUCAUUGAUAUGAAAAUGUUUCGUUGGAAAGGUUGAACGAUGACAAAAGUAUCAUUAUUUGAUUGCCUUUGGGCAUUGUCCAAGCAUUUUGAGAUUUUAAGGUGAGAGGUGUUUUAGACUUUCAAAAUAUACAGAAUAAUAAGCAUAGGACCAUGGAAGAAAAGGUCAAUUGUUGUCAGCUUCAAAUCAUGAUAAUUCCGCUUUUCGCUCUUGCCCUUAUAACUUAUCAACAGAGAUGUAGCUUCUUUUCUUAGGUAAAAGAACACCAAAGCAUUUAAUUUCUCUUUCUCCAGAUUUAUUUUACGAAGUUAUGUAUUGUUAUUGCAACAAUUAGAUUAUUUGUUCUACUUUCUAGUAAAGAGACAAUGCACUAGUUAGAAAACUUUGCAAAAAACAUGUCACAAUAUGAAUUAGAUUUUUCAAAAAUACAUUUUUCGUUUUAGUUUCAUGUAUAUCUCCAUGUCUGAGAUCGAUGCCCAUAUAAAUGACAAAGAGAGAUAGUAUCAAGAAUAUGUUCACGUAAAUGGAACGUGAAAUAGUGCGAAAACGGGAGGAAAAGAUAAGAAAUGAACAAAAUAUACUUUAAAUAAUAACUAUAAUUGUAUAGAAAUGUAAGAAAAUAAGACACUUCAUUCAAAUCUUAGAAAGAAAUUAUGAAAAAAGGUUUUCCAAAAUAUAGACAUUCUUUUUUAGCCCCCUUUUUUUAACAGAACUACUGUUUUUCUACAAUUUUUGGCAAUUUGGACACCAGCAUUCAAUAUCGUAAAACUGAUUCAUUUACCAUAUAUAGUCUACUAUAUGAUGGUGUUCUACCUCAGUCAUUCAGACCACAUGACUCGGAUCAAAGGUUAUCACGAAACCCUGUUGCCAUAUAUUGAGAGACAUGCGUCGUGGCUACAAUACCCAAACCUCAUAUCUCAUUAGUUCAUAUAAGAUUCACAAUUGACCAUGCGCUUAUUGUGCCAUCAAAAGCCUUACAAACAUCGAAGAAAUUUCGAUUUCUUUCAAAUAGACUAGUUUGGUAUUCCCUUGUGUUAACCCAACCUUAUGCAUCGAGAUAGCCACUAUUGUUAUAACCAACAGGAUUCUAAUUAUCAUUUUCGCAAUUAAAGUAAAAAAAUGCAUCCUACAAGGAUAGAUAUAUUAGAGCUUUGUACAAUAGCACUUUUCUUAGCAAUCCUUGUAGCACGCCACCUUGUUUAAAUCCAACUUAAUGCAGAAAUUAUUUAUAUAGUAAAUUAAAAUCAACAUGCAUCAUUUGGAAAUAUGACUGUGUUUUAUGGGGAUGACAUUACAUUAAUAAUUAGCAUCUCAUCUGUCUGAGAUUUUUUCACUUUUAUUUCACCAUAUGGUGCACAUGUUAAUUUUAUGGCAUAAAAAUAAAAAGUAUUAUUUACUUUAACAUCUUUUGUUUCUGGGCUUAUGUCAGGAUGUUUAAAUAUGAUAUCUUGUCUUGUUUCUACGUUUUACCUAUGAUUGAAAUGCCAAUCAAUACGCAGUCAUUUUAUUAGUUCUCUUUAUGAUUCCUACUAUGAACUGCUUGACAUUUAAACCAUUUUUAUCAUACGUAAAGUAUCUAGUUCAUAUCAAUUUAUUCCACUCCUAACUAUUUCACUCUAUUCCAUUCCUCUUCGCAUUUAAAUCGGCAUGAGAUUUUAUUCAUGGGAAAUCAUUAAUAUGAAUGUAAAGAUGUUAAUGAUAAAAAUCACCUGCAUUUUUCUAUAAUUAAGAUGGUACAAUUAAAUCAUAUAUCAUUUUCUACUUGUCAUUGUCAUGAGAAAUAACUUCUACAAUUGAUGAUCCUUAAUUGUCUGCAUUUUUAUCAUACAA